AUGAUCAACUUGGGGCAUCUGAAGUAUCUCACCCAGUUCGACAAAAUGGAGGGCUACUGGCGGAAUCUUUUGAAGGACUACCCCGAUCAUCCGGUGCUUGGCCAAGAGGCCACAAGUGUACCUUUGACGCUUUAUGGGGAUGAAGGGCAAGCACUUGGUGGAUCUUGGAUGAACUACCACUGGUGCCCCGACUUGAGCCCUUGCAUCUCCACUUCGGCCUGCAGCAGGUUCCUCAUAUGCUGCAUUCCAGCGUCCAUGUAUGUGUUUGAUGAGAAUGGCGUGAAUCUUACUCUUCAAGCUGCUACAGCUGCCAUUCGGGACAGCUUCAAUGAGCUGUCUACAACUGGUGUUCCCAUUCUGGACCCGAAGACUGGCGAGCGCGUCUUGACGCUGAAAUUUUGGAUUACUAACAUCAAGGGCGACUGGAAGUUCCUCCAUCAGACCUUCAGCUUUCAGCGCUAUGUGUGCUGGAUGUGCCGGUGCACAAAGGGCAGUAACGAUGCUGCCUGGUCCUUCACCAAUGUCCACCCCACUGCGCCUUGGAUGGCCACGAUCUAUCAAGAUAGCCCUUGGCUGGUACAGCCAUCGCUGGCAAGUCUACAAGGGUUCAACUUGAAGAUGCUUGCAGUCGACAUCUUGCACGCCUUUCACUUAGGCUGCGGCCGUGACCUUUGCGCCAGCGCCAUACGAAUGUUGGCCAGUCGACCCGGACAUUGGCAAGGUCGUACACAGGAGGACAGGUUGCAGUCCGCCACAGUUCGACUGCGUGAGUAUGCAAAGGCGAACAAGCUCACUUUAACUCUUCGACGGUUGACCAAGGUGAACCUCACGUGGGAGUCCUCCGAAUACCCAGAACUUCGACGCAAGGGCUACGACACGUUUGUGGUUUGCAAGUGGCUUUCAGCAGAACUUACAACACGAGAUUGCGGAGAUGAUCUGUUGGCGACGGUGUGUUGGUCGGCGGACUCCUUUGUAAGAGUCAUGAGCAAGGCUGGGAUGUUCAUGACGAAUGAUGAGUGGCGCCACAAAAUUCAUGUGGGCCAUUUGUUCUUGUGUUCGUAUCUGCAGUUAGCAUCCCGAGCCUUGCAACGUGGUGAGCGCCUCUGGAGGCUUCGACCCAAAUUCCACCUACUAUGGCAUGUGGUGCAUGAGCACCGGAGCUCGCAGCUGAACCCUACAGUGAAUUCCACGUGGAUGGACGAGGAUGCCAUGAAGCGUUGGAUGAGAAUCACCCGGAUGACACACAAGCGUACUGCUGCGAUCCGUACGCUGCAACGGUUCUUGCUGGGACUCCCGGCAAAGCUUCGCUCGAUAGAGCUGUGA
Molecule: messenger RNA, 1323 nt
Organism: Durusdinium trenchii
Lineage: Eukaryota; Dinophyceae; Suessiales; Symbiodiniaceae
Source: the annotation of a GenBank genome assembly